Messenger RNA from Saprolegnia parasitica CBS 223.65, 1005 nucleotides. RefSeq lists its product as hypothetical. Bases 25 to 978 code for a protein of 317 amino acids. The transcript has a single exon. Lineage: Eukaryota; Oomycota; Saprolegniomycetes; Saprolegniales; Saprolegniaceae. The record is from RefSeq and is a predicted model, not a curated record.
UACCGAUUCACACUGGCAGACGCGAUGGUAGGCGCAGCGCUUUUCGAAGCGAUGGGCUGGCAUGCGAGCGACGACGUACCGCCGCUCGAGCACCUCGAGAACGACGUUGACGACGAUUUGGCCGCGCUGGAUGAGGCGGCGGAAGCGGCGAACCAAGGUAGCGCGCUCUUCUCGUACGCUGUAUUGCUGGCGCUGCUUCUGUAUCUUGGUGCAUGCUACGUCGCCUUCGCCUUCCCGCCCGAGGCGGUGCCAUGGGAAGUCGAGUUUGCGAUCCCGUACGACCCGGCGGCGAUGGCCUCCAACUGCUCCGUGGCCUUUACGCGACUGCCAGCCAUCACAUCGUCGCGUAUCCUUACCUAUGAGAUCGCCGCCAUCUCCAACACCACGAUGUUUCAUCAAGUGCUGCAAUACACCAUCCACGUCGACGGCGUCCUCGUUCUGACCGACUUGGCCAUCUUGCCACGGAACGAGACCGUGGCCUUUACAACACACGAGCUAUCGGACCUUGCCACUGGACACCAUGUCGCGUCAAUUGAGCUCCUCGUGCCACUGCCCGGCGGGCACGAAGAGCGUAUUUCGACAUCACGUCGCUUCACACUAGUGCCCGACGGCCACAAGGUCGUCAAGGUUGCGCUACCGAUCCGACAAUCAAGAAAGAUGCUGUCCCUCGACCAGCUCGUCGCUGCGUCGCGCCCGCGCAUUGUUGCGCCGCUGAAUGGUACUGUGCUGCGCUUCCACGAGACCGACGAUCGGAGCGUGCGCGUCCGGUACCGCCGUCCGAGCGACGGCAAUACGACGCUGCUGCUCGAUGGCCGGCCGCAGCCGCUACCGCUAUCGGCCCCGACCGAGUGGGUGGCGACGACCACCCUGGCGGACGUCGGGCCAGGGAUACACGUGGUGACGCUCCUCGUGGGCUGUGACGUGGCGGACCACGUGACCUUCUUGGUUGCCAGCGAUACCGUCGACAUGCACUUGUAAAUCAUCAACUCCCAUACUUCAUGCCUC